Molecule: messenger RNA, 1409 nt
Organism: Zea mays
Lineage: Eukaryota; Viridiplantae; Streptophyta; Magnoliopsida; Poales; Poaceae
Product: pentatricopeptide repeat-containing protein At5g42310, chloroplastic-like
Exons: 3
Coding region: 40-375 (111 amino acids)
Molecular function (GO): protein binding
Source: RefSeq, a predicted model, not a curated record
CAGGGACCGUGUGAGCAAACUGUAAAUGUACUUCAGUUGAUGGAGGAAGAAGGAUUUGAGCCAAGCCUUGUUAUGCUGAAUUCGUUAAUCAAUGCUUUUGGCACUGCUGGAAGGCAUUUGGAGGCACUAGCUGUAUUUCAGCAUAUCAAGGAUAGUGGUAUGAGCCCAGAUGUUGUGACAUACACUACACUUAUGAAGACAUUCAUGAGAGCAAAGAAAUUUGAAAAGGUAUCUGAAGUAUACAGAGAAAUGGAACGUGCUGGAUGCGCUCCAGAUAGAAAGGCUAGAGAAAUGUUACAUGAUGCAACUGUAGUUCUAGAACAAAGAGGAUGUAAGUAUUUCAUUUCAUAUGAGUUGUGCUUUAAGGGCGAGUAGAAUGGAUGACUGAUGAUGUAUGCUGAAAGGGAAUUAGGCUUACACCUAGUUCCUAAAUAAUUUUGGUGGUUGAAUUGCCCAACAUAAACAAUUGAACUAACUAGUUUGCUCUAGUGUAUAAGUUAUAUAGGUGUCAAAGGUUCACAGCAAGCCAAUUAAAAAGACCAAAGUUGGGUUCAAAAUAGAGAGCUAAAGGCAUCCCGAAAGGCUCCCUGGUCUGGCGCACCGGACUGUCCGGUGGCGCACCGGACAGUGUCCGGUGCACCAGGGGACUUCGCCCAGAACUCCUCAGCCUCGGGAAAUUCUCAGAGCCGGCGCGCUAUAAUUCACCGAACUGUCCGGUGUACACCGGACAGUGUCCGGUGCUCCAAGAAGACGCGGCUCCGGAACUUGGCAGCCUCGGGAAUCCGAAGCGGCUGCUCCGCUAUAAUUCACCGGACAUGUCCGGUGUACACCGUACUGUCCGGUGCAACUGCGGGACAACGGCUACUUCGCGCCAACGGUCACCUGCAACGACAUUUAAUACGCACCAGAGCUCGCAGGCGUCAGGCACGCCCAUGCUGGCGCACCGGACACUCUACAGUUCAUGUCCGGUGCGCCACCGGACAUCCAGGCGGGCCCAGAAGUCAGAACUCCAACGGUCAAAUUCCAACGACUUUGGUGACGUGGCUGGCGCACCGGACAUGUCCGGUGUGCACCGGACUGUCCGGUGCACCAUACGACAGACAGCCUCCACCAACGGUCAUGUUUGGUGGUUGGGGCUAUAAAUACCCCAACCACCCCACCAUUCAUUGUAUCCAAGUUUUCUAGCUUCCAACCACUAUACAAGAGCUAGCAUUCAUUGCAAAGCACACCAAAAGAGAUCAAAUCCUCUCCCAACUCCACACAAAGCCUUAGUGACUAGAGAGAGUGAUUUGUAGUGUUCAUUUGAGCUCUUGCGCUUGGAUCGCUUCUUUUCUUUGGCAUUCUUUCUUGUGAUCAAACACUCACUUGUAAUUGAGGCAAGAGACACCAAUUGUGUGGUGGUCCUUGUG